Physeter macrocephalus (sperm whale) is the source of this 5642-nucleotide messenger RNA. It is a transcript of the gene RNASEH1, whose product is annotated as ribonuclease H1. Bases 60 to 923 code for a protein of 287 amino acids. Gene Ontology annotation, molecular function: nucleic acid binding; magnesium ion binding; RNA-DNA hybrid ribonuclease activity. NCBI's taxonomy places the organism in Eukaryota, Metazoa, Chordata, Mammalia, Artiodactyla, Physeteridae. Gene Ontology annotation, biological process: DNA replication, removal of RNA primer. The record is from RefSeq and is a predicted model, not a curated record. The transcript is spliced from 9 exons.
UGUGUGAUGACGGCUUAUGGCCGGGAGAAGAGGUGCUCGCCGGUGACCGGCAGUGAGCGAUGACCAGGCUUCUGGGCGUGGUGCACAGAGUGGCUUUGGCUGCCGUGCAUUGCAGUGGCCGCAGCUGCCGCGGGCUCGCCAUGUUUUAUGCCGUGAGGAGGGGCCGCAAGGCUGGGGUCUUCCUGACCUGGGAUGAAUGCAGAGCCCAGGUGGACCGGUUUCCUGCAGCCAGAUUUAAGAAGUUUGCCACAGAAGAGGAAGCCUGGGCUUUUGUCAGAAGCUCCGCAAACCCUGAUGGUUUAGAAGGGCAGAAAAAUAAACGUGUACAGGAAUCACAAGUGAAGGCAAACAAGCGACUUCAUGAGUCCUUGGAUGAAGGUGAAGGUGAAACCACAGAGCCAUGUGCAAAGCACGUGAAACAGAACGCAGAACCGCUGCCUUCAGUGAGCAAAGACACGUUUUCUUAUAUGGGGCACUCUGUCAUCGUCUACACGGACGGCUGCUGCUCCAGUAAUGGGCGGAGGAGGGCUCGAGCAGGAAUCGGUGUUUACUGGGGGCCAGGCCAUCCUUUAAAUGUAGGAAUUAGACUUCCUGGGCGACAAACAAACCAAAGAGCAGAGAUUCAUGCAGCCUGCAAAGCCAUCGAACAGGCAAAGGCUCAGAACAUCAAUAAGUUGGUUCUCUACACAGACAGCAUGUUUACUAUCAAUGGCAUCACUAAUUGGGUGCAAGGCUGGAAGAAGAGUGGAUGGAGGACAAGCACAGGGAAGGAGGUGAUCAACAAAGAGGACUUCGUGGAGCUGGACAGGCUUGUCCAGGGCAUGGACAUUCAGUGGAUGCAUGUUCCUGGCCAUUCGGGAUUUAUAGGCAACGAAGAAGCUGACAGAUUAGCAAGACAAGGCGCGAAGCAACCUGAAGACUGACCAGGUUUCACCUCCGUCUCUGUUCUCACGGUCUGUCUGUUGAAGGGCCUGAGCCAUUCGCCCCGUCGUUUCCCGCUGUCAGUUUUGUUGCUCGCGACCUCGAGGUGCUGUCCAGUGUUUUACUCUGUCCUCGGCACUUCCUGCAAGUUGGCGGCUGGAUCCAGAGGCUUGACCACAGUCCGGCUCCACCCCUCGGGCACGUGUGUUACGCGCUUUCAUCAGAAGGCGGGGCGGUUUCAUCCUGUUGUUGUUGGCAGCUGCCAGUGCUCAGGGCCUAGAUCCAUUAAUUAGGUCGCGGGACGCUGGUAUGCUGUCAUUUUGCUUACGUUUAUUGGCUGGAACAGUUUUAGAAGAUACUUCCCCUCACCUCAUGCUGGCGCUCAGUGUAGAAUUCACGUACAAAAGGCGGGAUAAAUGCUAAGAGUGGCUCCCGGUCAUCCUAAAAAGGUAGCCCAAUUAGAGUUUUUAUGUAUAUAUUUUUAUGACAUGUAAACGUGUAUGUGUCAUGAACUCAUGUACUUAAGCCUGUUUGAUGGGUUUCAGUCCAUCGCAGUUUUCCUCCUUAUUUAGCCCAAAUUGCAGCGGCCUUGGCCUGUAGGAGGGAGCCUCUUCAAGUUGGCUCUUGAUUUCUUUUGAUAGUCAUAUAUGUACACGUGUGCACAGACACACACUGACCAUACACAGACACACUCACGCACAGACUGUGCACACGGUCAUAGAGAGCUUUCUUGCAGUCUGAUGUGUCAGGGUGUUCUAGACCCACCUUGUACCUCUCCUGCUCUAGACCUGGAAUUGGCUGCUUCUCGAAGGAUCUGUAGUCUCUGUUAAUGGCAAAAAGAGGUAUUUCAGAUCCUUGGUGCUCAUUGCUACAGGGUUGGUUGUUGUUUCUAGGCCUAAAAAAUACACACGUGUGCACACACACAUUUAAAGAGAAGGUGUUUUCUGAGCUCAUGUUGACAGUCGUAAAACAAACUCAGGAUUCCUGGGCAUUCACCCUCUUGCAUGUCACAGCUGUGUCUCCUACGCUGCGUUCCUGGUUCUCAGGCUGUGGGACUACGGAGCAGAAUAUUCCUUAAUUACACACUUGCUUGUUCUACUUUAACAUGUACUACGUGGAUACUAACCCUAAUAUACCAUUAAUUACAAUGAAAACAGCACUGGAGCCACAUCGUCAACUGUUACAUAGUAAAAUCUCUCCCCGCUGCCCUCAUUUAGUCUUAUUUCCAUGUACUUAAUGCUCAUAACCAGUGUCUAGGUCAGUGUCAGCUUGGGAACCAUACUCCCUGGGCUUCUGUUUGUUGAAUUCAGCUUGUGUCCUUUAUACUUGAAGUUUUGCAGAAUAUGAAAUCCUUGCCUGCGUUUUCUUUCCUUGAGUGUCUUAAAUAUUCUGUGUUCUUCCAGCAUAAAGUGAUGCAUGAAGAGCCUGAUGAAUCUUACUUUCUUUCCAAGCCAUGUACUCCUUUUGCUUAGAUGCCCAAAGGGUUUUCUCCUCUUUCUCGAGUCAGCGGUUUUAUUAGAAUGUGUCAUGUGUUGGUGGCCCUGGGUCAGUGUUUGCAGGUAUAUGGUGCGCUUUUUCUGUAUGUAUUUUCAAAUCUACUGUUUCAAGAAAGUUUCCUUGAAUUGUGGCCUAGUGCUCUGUUUUAUUUUUUGCUUUGGUUUUCUUUUCGGGGGGACCCCUGUUAUCUGUAUGUUGAAAUCUGAUUUACCCAUCUUCAGUAUUUGCCACUUUAUCUUGAAUCUUUUAUCUGUCUUAGAUUGCUUCCAUGUCUUGGCUGCUGUAAAUAAUGCUGCUAUGAACAUAGGGGUGCCUGUAUCUUUAGAGGUCUGUUUUCAAAGAGGGCAGUUAAAGGGAAGGGUGUGCCAACCUACAGAUCCCCCGGCAGAAUCCCUGGGUCCAGGAGGGGCCUCGCUCAGCUGAGGCUUUUGAAUCCCACCCUCGGUCCUUCUCAGCCCACGUCCUCUAUAGCCACACGUGGACCUUCUCCAGCACCACGGUGGCCUCUGUACCGGGGGUCUGUAUGAUGAGCAGGGUGCCCCAUUCACGUAUGCGACAUGCUUCAACUAACACUUUAGAACCCGGGGGCCAACUGAAUGUUAGUGUCCCCGAAUUCCUGUGUUGAAGCCCUGACCCCCAGUAUGGCUCUGUUUGGAGAUGGGGGUGUUUGUCUCUCUGUUAUGAGUGCUUGUCUUAUGUUUUGUUCUUGUGUGUUUAUUAAAGUCUGAUGGGCAAGUCCUGUAUUGAGAUUAUUGGGUAGCCAGAGGAUGAAAUGUAAAAAGAAGUUGGAUUCAAACAAGAAAGGAUAGAAAGUUUGUCUGGUUCUUCUCCCCAUCAUACCCCAGAGAAGCUGCACCCUUUAUGGUGUUUUUUAAAAGGCUCUGGAAAUCUUGGAUCAUUCAGUUACAGCCCCUUGGCCACCACGUUAUCGUGACACGACGUGACGGGUCUUUUCAUAAGGCCAUGUGGCUUCGCCCUCCAAAGGGCCUGUGUUCAGGGCUCGUUGUCAGUAGCAGUGAAUCUGCUGGGCCUCCCCCAGGACUUCUCUGUGAACAAAGUCACGAAUCAGCUUGAGUUUGGGAGCACGAUGCUUUCCCUCUUCCUGCUAACCCCCCUUGGCAUUCACCCCCGAGCCCACACAGACACAGGCAGGACAGAGGGUGAGGGCAAGAGAACAUUUCUUCCGCAAAGACAGAGAGACCGCCAGCUGUGACGCAGCCCAUCCUAAGGUUUGACCAAGACGCAGGGGGAGGCUGGACAUCUUGUUAUAAAUUUAUCAGCUGUUUGCAUAUAUGAUUUCCCAUCUAAAGAAGGUGAUAUCACACUUUUUUCAGGCCUCCUACAGGGUACUUCAGAAGAAGCAGAUGCAUAGCAUGGUGACUCUAGUUAACAGUACCGUAUGGUAUACUUGGAUUUGCUAUGACAGUAAAUCUCUCAUACACACACACGUUUAAAAAGGUAACUGAGGUGAUGGGUGUGUUAAUUAACUUGAUUGUGGUAAUCAUUUUAAGUGUAUACAUAUAUCAAAUCAUCACAUUGGCCCCGAAAUGGAACCCCAUAAAUACAGUUAAGUGAUCUUUGACAAAGGAGCAAAGGAAAUACAAUGGGAGCAAAGAUAGUGUCUUCAACAAAUGGUGUUGGAACCAUUGGACGUCCACACGCAGAAAAGUGGAUCUACACUUCUCACAAAAAUUAACUCAAAAUUUUUCACACUCCCUAAAUGUAAACUAUGCAGAACUAUGAAACUCCUGGAAGAUAACAUAGGAGGAAACCUAGAUGACCUUAGGUAUGGUGAUGACUUUUUAGAUAAAAAAUCAAGGCACGGGACUCCCCUGGCGGCGCAGUGGUUAAGAAUCCUCCUGCCAGUGCAGGGGGCACGGGUUCGAGCCCUGGUCCGGGAAGAUCCCACAUGCCGCGGAGCAACUAAGCCCGUGCGCCACAACUACUGAGCCUGCGCUCUAGAGCCCGCGAGCCACAACUACUGACCCUGCAUGCCACAACUACUGAAGCCCGUGUGCCUAGAGCCCGUGCUCUGCAACGAGAGAAGCCACUGCAGUGAGAAGCUGGCGCACUGCAACAAAGAGGAGUCCCCGCUCGCCACAACUAGAGAAAGCCUGCGCACAGGACGAGGCCCCAACACAGCCAAAAAUCAAUCAAUCGAUCAAUCAAUUUAUUUUUUAAAAAAUCAAGGCACGAUCCAUGAAAGAGAUAAUUGAUAAACAGGCUUCACUAAGAUUUAAAACUUCUCUGCAGAAGACAAGGUCAAGAGAAUGAGAAGAUAAGACACAGACUGGAAGAAAAUAUUUGCAAAAUACACAUCCAAUAAAGGACUGUUAACCAAAAUAGAGAAAGAACUCUUAAAAUUCCACAGUAAGAAAACAUACAACCCAAUUGAAAAAUGGGCCAAAGACUUCACAGACACCUCCCUAAAGGAGACACGUAGGUGGCAACUGAGGACCUGAAAAGAUGCUCCACGUCGUACGUCGUCAGGGAGAGUAAAACAACAGUGAGAGACCACCACACAGCUGUUCGAGCGGCUGGAACCCAGACACCGAUAGCACCAAACGCCGGUGAGGUUGUGGAGCAACGGGAACUCUCCUUCACUGUUAAUGGGGAUGCCAAGUGGUGCAGCCACUUUGGGAGGAAGAGUCUUACAAAACUAAACAUACUCUUAGCAUAUGAUCCAGCAGUUGUGCUCCUUGGUAUUUACCCAAAGGAGUUGGAAACUUCUGUCCACACAAAACCUGCACGUGGAUGUUUACAGUAGCUUUAUUCAUAACUGCCAAAACUUGGAAGCAACCAAGAUGUCCUUUCGAACGUGAAUGAAUAAACAAACCGUGGUCCAUCCAGGCAAUGGGAUAUUAUGUAGAGCCGAAAAGAAAUGACCUAUCGAGCCAUGAAAAGCCAUGGAGGAACCUUAAGUGCAUGUGACUAAGUGAAAGAAGCCAGUCUGAAAAGGCUACAGACUGUGUGAUUCCAACUAUGACAUUCUGGAAAAGGCAAAAUUAUGGAGACAGUAAAAAGAUCAGUGGUUAUGGGGGUGGGGUUGGGGGAUUGUGCAAUAGGCAGAGCUCAGAGGAUCUUUAGGGCCUUGAACAUACUCUAUGAAACCAUAAUGAGGAUACAUGUCAUUAUCCAUUUGUCCAAGCCCACAGAUUGUACAACACCAAAGUGAAGCCUCAGGAGAACUGUGGACGUCGGGCGAUGGCGCUGGGUCAGUGCAG